GUACUUGGCUUCCUAAUGUAUCUUUUUCCCCCUUUCUCUGAAGAGAGGCUGUGUCCCCUUCGUGCCUCCAUUGAUGUGCUAGAAGGGGAAUUUUUUUUCCUUUGUUAUCCUGAGUCAAGGCAAGAGCAUUUUCAGGAGGAAGCAUACACAAUAAACUGGUACAGAGAAAAUGCUGGAAAGCAGCAACUGGUAAAGGAAACACACAGAAUUGUUUCACGAAUGAAUUUUCUGGAGUUUUGGCCAGCUGAACUCAGUGACUCUGGGAAUUACUCUGUCACUCACAGCAAUGGAAAACAACAUUUCAUAAUUCAAAAGUGGACCCUGAAUGUAAUUGAAAGAAAUGAAAGCAGCUGUUUCAACAAGAAUCAUUUAACUACAGAAUUAAAAAAUGCUGGAACUGGUCAUUCACUGAAAUGCAGUGAUUUGUCUGUCAAUGAAAAUGACAGCAUAACAUGGUACAAGGACUGUAAGAAUUAUGAACAUGAAACAGAGAGGGAACUGCAUUUUGGAACCUUAACAGCACAGCACUCUGGGAUAUAUACCUGUAAAAUUUUAAUCAGUCACGAAGGGAAGAUAUACCACAGCACAAACACAAUUAAACUGGUAGUAGAAGAAGAUGCACCAGAGGCUGUAACUUUGGAGAUAAUUGGACACCAUGAAGAAAUUGAAACAGAAAUAGGUAAAGAAGAGAUACUCAAUUGCACAGGUUUCUUGGGUUAUUAUAUGCAAGAAGAUGCCAGCCUCUACUGGUUAAUUAACCAAACGUUUCCAGAACAAUGCACAGGUAUCCCCGAGAACGAACCUUCAAUAUGUGAAGAAGAGUUCAAAAAAUUACAGUUGGGAAACAAGUUUUAUGUCACAAGGCUACUCCGGAUUAAAAAAGUAACAGAUGAGGACUUGCAUCGUAAUUUCACCUGCAUGUUGCAAGCUGAUGAAAGCACACAGAUAAAAAUAGUAAAACUGAAGAAAGGGAACACCCAAGAUCUGCCUGUGCACAUAUUUACAACUGGAAUGGUCCUUGCUCUACUAUUUCCAUUUGUUGCUGUAGCUGCAGUGUUUGUUUGUGUGAUGUUUAGGGUUGACUUAGUUCUAUUUUACAGGAAUAUAUGCAGAAGAGAUGACACUGCUGGAGAUGGAAAAGAAUUUGAUGCAUUUGUGUCUUACCUGAAAGACUGUGCUUCUUCAACUGAAGAAGAGAGAGAAUUUGCCUUGAAGAUAUUACCCAUGAUAUUAGAAGAAAACUUUGGGUACAAGUUAUGUAUAUUUGAGAGGGAUGUAUUCCCUGGAGGAGCAGCUGUUGACGAUAUCCAUUCAUUCAUUGAUAAAAGCCGAAGAUUAAUCAUUAUACUGAGCCAGAACUAUGGUUCUGACAGAGCCAUAUACGAACUUGAGAGUGGCCUGCAUAAAGCCCUAGUUGAAAGAAAAAUUAAAAUCAUAUUAAUUGAAUAUAUGCCUAUAAGUGACUACAGUUUCUUGCCAGAAUCACUGUCUCUUUUACCAUCAAAGAGGGUUGUGAAGUGGAAAAAAGAUAAAUCUCUUCCAGUGAAUUCCAGAUUUUGGAAGAACCUUCGGUACCUGAUGCCAGCAAAACCUACCAAGAUAAAUACCAAAAGGCACUAUAAUCUUGACCUAGGCUCAAAAGCUGCUUAACCAUGGAUUGAGGACUGUGACUUCAAGGCAGUCAUAUAACAAGUCUGGUGA
Molecule: messenger RNA, 1701 nt
Organism: Empidonax traillii (willow flycatcher)
Lineage: Eukaryota; Metazoa; Chordata; Aves; Passeriformes; Tyrannidae
Gene: IL18R1
Product: interleukin 18 receptor 1
Exons: 9
Coding region: 16-1650 (544 amino acids)
Biological process (GO): positive regulation of type II interferon production; interleukin-18-mediated signaling pathway
Molecular function (GO): interleukin-18 receptor activity; interleukin-1 receptor activity; interleukin-18 binding
Source: RefSeq, a predicted model, not a curated record